Messenger RNA from Folsomia candida, 2320 nucleotides. Its product is annotated as copper amine oxidase 1. Gene Ontology annotation, molecular function: copper ion binding; quinone binding; primary methylamine oxidase activity. The transcript is spliced from 7 exons. The record is from RefSeq and is a predicted model, not a curated record. The coding region runs from base 93 to 1148 and encodes 351 amino acids. Lineage: Eukaryota; Metazoa; Arthropoda; Collembola; Entomobryomorpha; Isotomidae. Gene Ontology annotation, biological process: amine metabolic process.
UUAAUUAGUUGUCUACGUGAAUGAAGGAGUCAUUAUUUUCCAAGCUUUGAUUCCUCUUCCUUUACUCGGGAUCAUCAAUUAAUUACUUUAAAAUGCAGAGGCUAGUAUUUCUUGCCUUUGCAAUUCGUGGUUGUUUAGCGUCCCUGGAAAUGCAUCAGGCUGACUUCAAGCAUACGCCAUUCCCGGAGGAAACAUGCAGAAAUCAAGCUGAAGCCAAACACCCUUUGGACCCUUUGACACAUGACGAAAUUCAGAGUGCGGUCCAGAUAAUCGAGACGAAUAAAGGAGACAACGCUACUCGAUACAUUUACAACUAUAUUGCGCUAUUCGAACCCCCAAAGUCCGUCCUUUUGCCCUUCUUUCUCCAAGACUCGAUCCCCCCGGAGAAUAUCUACCCCCGCAAAGCUUUCCUCGUCCUUAUCGAAUGGGCGACCAAAUUCGUGUACGAAGCCGUCGUAAACUUGGGUACGAAACAGAAAGAAAGUUACAUCAGGAUUUACAACGUUCAAGCCCCCUUCACUCCGGUGGACUUACUGAAACCCGAAAUUGAAAUCGUGUUGACGAAUGAACUGGUACAGGAAAGGUGUGCCUCGCUGGGGUAUCCGAAUAUGAACUUGGUCGUAGGUGCUCCCUGGACUAUGGGAUAUGUUGAGGACAGACCAGAAUAUCGAGGAAAACGUAUCGUUCAAUAUUUUAUGUUUGGGAAGAACUUUGCCGGUGACAAUUAUUACGCCCAUCCACUCGAUUUUGUUGUCAUCGUGGAUUUGGAUCUGCGUCAAGUAAUUGCAAUAGAAGAUUUACCAACGCAUAAUAAUUUUAGUACGAACAAUACUGCUAACUCUGCCCCAAAGAUUGAGGCAAAUUACGACUAUCAUUAUCGAGGUGGAGAUAGCUUUUUUCGGCAAGAUGACAACCCAAUAACAACCUCAUCCCCUCUGGGACCAUAUUCCAUCCUUGGGAAUGAAAUUCAGUGGCAAAAGUGGAAAAUGCGGGUGGGAUUUAACGGUCGUGAAGGUAUGGUGGUGUACAUGGUGAGUUACAAUGAUGACGGACGAAGGCGCCCAAUCCUUUAUCGUGCCUCCGUAACUGAGAUUUUUGUUCCGUAUGGUGACCCAAGACCACCUUUCCACCGGAAAUCUGCAAGUUAACAAAUCAUCAAUAUCCCCCAAAACCUCACCAUCUCACCCUACUUUUCCCCCCUUUAGGUUUACGACAUGGGCGAAUACGGCCUCGGUUACCACACGGAUCAACAAACCCUGCACGAAGACGUCCUCGGAACCGUCCAUUUCUUCUCCGCCGUCCUUCACAACACGACCGGCGGCCCCGUCCCAUACAAAAACGCCAUCUCCUUGAGAGAAGAAGACGCCGGGAUUUCCUGGCAACACGCCGACUAUCGGACCGGCCAGGGAUUAAUCGCACGCUCCCACCGCCUCGUGCUCUCCACGUGGUUCACCCUGGGCAAUUACGACUACACCUUUUCCUGGCAGUUUUACCAGGAUGGGUCCAUCCAAUUCGUGGCAGGAUUAACCGGAAGCGUCAGCACGAGCAUGAUUGCCGCGUGGGCGACGCGAUCCGGGUUCGGAACCCCGACCGCGGUCAAGGUCAACGCUCAGCACCAUCAGCACUUCUUUACGGUCCGAUUAGACACGGAAAUUGACGGGACGUACAACUCCGUCGCCACGAUGGACGUCGUCCCCCUGAAAAAUGACGCCCAAAAUCCGUACGGACAAGGUUUUACGGUAAACGAAACGUUAUUAAGAACCGCGGGGGAGGCGCGGACAAAGAUUUCGCCGCUGACCGGGCGCACCUGGACGAUCAUGAAUCCCUCCGUGCUGCAUAAUUAUACGGGGAAACCGGUCGCCUGGAAGUUGAUACCGGUAAACUCGCCCCCACUUUUGAUGAGGGAGGACAGUAAGUUACGGACAAGAGCGGGUUUUUUGAAUUGGGACGUGUGGGUCACCCAGUUCAAGGAGGAUGAGCUUUUUCCGGGGGGAUUUUACCUGAAUAAUAGUGGACUUCCGGUUUGGGUGGGGAGCCAGCCGGAUGCUAAUGUUGAGAAGGAGGAUGUCGUAGUUUGGCAUAAUUUUGGGACGUGUCACAUCCCAAGAGUUGAGGACUACCCGUUGAUGAGCGUUGAGUUGACCGGGUUUUGGCUAAAACCUUACAACUUCUUUCUGGAAAAUCCUGCCAUAGAUGUGCCCCCAGCCAUGCAGUAAAAUAUCUACAUGCAAUCUACUCAAAAUUAUGAAACAAUGGGAAAACUUAUGAAAUUUUAAAAAGUAAUUAUACUCAUACAAUGAAAGGAAGUCUGCAAUAUAGU